Molecule: messenger RNA, 2070 nt
Organism: Lathyrus sativus (Indian pea)
Lineage: Eukaryota; Viridiplantae; Streptophyta; Magnoliopsida; Fabales; Fabaceae
Source: the annotation of a GenBank genome assembly
AUGGAUGGUUAUGAAGCUACUAGGAUUGUUUUUCAGAGGAUCCAAACCAUGGACCCUGAAAACGCUUCAAAAAUAAUGGGUUUACUUCUUCUUCAAGACCAUGGUGAGAAAGAGAUGAUUAGAUUAGCUUUUGGUCCAGAAUCACUUCUUCAUUCAGUGAUUUUCAAAGCUAGAAAUGAGUUAGGAUUAGCUUUGAACUCUCCUUCAGCAACACCUCAAUCACCUUCACCUUUUUCCUCAAGCAAUCCUGUUCCAAUUUCAAGACAAAACUCAAACUCAUCUAGAGUCUUAAACAGUGGCAUGACUCUUCCUUUGAAUCUCAGUAUACCAAAUCCAAAUUCAUCUUGGGCUGAUGAUUCUAGUUCCAUGAACACUUCUUCGCAUUUUUACGGUAAUGGAGGGGUUUCUGACUCUAUUGAUGAGUUUCAGCUUCAAGACCAGCUCUCUUUUCUUAACGAUGGAACAUCGUCGCCUUCGCUGAAGAAUUCGGAUUUGUUUUACUCUCAGUCAGAGCUAUCUUCUAGUCCUGGUGGUGGUGGAAGUGUUGGUAAUGGUAACGGUAAUGGUGUUGACCCUUCGUUUUUUCCGUAUGGUUAUGGCGGUUCGGUUCAUCGAAGAAGCUGUUCGGUGAAUGAUGCUUGUUUGGUUUCUGAGGAUCCGAAUUCUGGCUUAGGUUGGAAACCAUGUCUUUACUAUGCUAGAGGGUACUGUAAGAAUGGAACUAGCUGUAGGUUUCUUCACGGCGGUUUCGGAGAUGGCGGUGAAGGUGCUGUUGGUUCUCCUAAUAAGAUUGAGAUGAUGGAUCAGUGUCAUGAGCAGCUUCUUAGAUCUAAAUCUCUUCAGCAACAACGACUUGCUGCCAUGGCUACUUCGUCUUUUCCUUACUCACCUAAGAGCUUGAGUUUGCUUCUUCAGCAGCAACAAAGUGAUACUCAUAGAGCUGCUGCUGCAGCACUUAUGAUGAAUGAAGAUUUGCAGAAAUUUGGAAGGUCGAGGUUAGAGAGAAAUGAUUUUUCUUUGAACAAUAUCGGAAUGAUGAAUCCGGCUUCUAGGCAGAUAUACUUGACUUUUCCGGCUGAUAGUACUUUUAGAGAGGAAGAUGUUUCAAACUACUUCAGUAUUUAUGGACCGGUUCAAGAUGUGAGGAUUCCGUAUCAGCAAAAAAGGAUGUUUGGAUUUGUUACGUUUGUUUAUCCUGAGACAGUGAAGCUUAUUUUAGCUAAGGGAAAUCCGCAUUUUGUUUGUGAUGCUCGGGUGCUUGUUAAGCCUUACAAGGAGAAAGGCAAAGUCCCCGAAAAAAAGCAGCUACAAAUGGAUAGAGGAGACUUUUCUCCUUGUGGUACACCUACUGGACUAAACGGCGGAGAUCCGUUCGAUCUUCAAGCUGGAGGGAGAAUGUACUACAAUACUCAGGACAUUCUCUGGAGGAGGAAGUUAGAAGAGCAAGCUGAACUUCAACAAGCUCUCGAGCUUCAAAGUAGACGACUCAUGAGUCUUCAACUUCUCGACAUCAAAAAGCAACACCACCGCGCACUUUCCUCCGGAAGUCCAAUUCCUUCACCAACUCAAUCUCCUAACAUGUUCAAUCAAAACUUCCCAUUUUCAUCUCUCCACAGCAGCUCAGAAAGCCAAGAGGAGAACGGUUCGGGUUCAGGCUCAGGCUCUGUUAGCACUGCAUCAAUUCCGGUUGAUCAGCAAGCAAACAUUGUCAACGGAGGAGAAGGGGAGAAUGGAAAUAGCGACACAAGUGGCAAACAAACCUCAACUCAUGAAGAUAGUGAUUUACAAGAAUGCUUGGAGCAUAAUCUCCCUGAUAGCCCUUUUGCUUCCCCUACUAAAGCUAUUGGUGACUACAUGGCUGCCUUCAACAAUGGACCUAAUGAGGCCAUUGAUUCAGAUGCCUCAGCUUCAUCUGCCAACUCCAAAUUUAGUACUAACACAGUUCUUCCACCGUCGUCUCCUCUCGACAUCGGGCCUUUCACAUCCUAUAACUGCCAAAUACCUAGGUUCACCUCUGGCCAUGGAACCAUCGGAAUGAUCGCCGGAACCGGUGGACCAAUUGGCAUUUAG